Penicillium alfredii is the source of this 1056-nucleotide messenger RNA. RefSeq lists its product as uncharacterized. NCBI's taxonomy places the organism in Eukaryota, Fungi, Ascomycota, Eurotiomycetes, Eurotiales, Aspergillaceae. Bases 1 to 1056 code for a protein of 351 amino acids. Gene Ontology annotation, molecular function: protein serine/threonine kinase activity; ATP binding. The transcript has 2 exons. Gene Ontology annotation, biological process: peptidyl-serine phosphorylation; peptidyl-threonine phosphorylation. The record is from RefSeq and is a predicted model, not a curated record.
AUGGAUAUUCAACGUCAAUUUCCUGGAGUGCACUGGAUCUGGGGAGGAGGCAUCUCCUUUGUUUACGAGGUUCAUCCUCGAAUCGUGGUCAAGGUCCCGCAGUCUGGCGAAUUUGAGAAGGAACAAUUCUCCAAAGAGCUCGAGAUAUACCAGACAUUCUCGCAACGCCCGCCUUGUCCCUCCAUCGUGCAGUGUUAUUUUUACACACACAAUGGCAUCUUUCUCGAGUAUAUGAGAGAUGAGUCACUUUCUUCUAGAAUACAAGACAAUCAUAUCCGCAACCAUCAGACAAAGGUGGUUACUACAGUGGAAAGGCUGGAGCCUCUGCCUCUCCGAAAGGAAUGGAUGAAUGAUCUCGCCCAAGCGGUGGCUUUCUUGGAAUCACUCAACCUCGCUCACGGCGAUCUUCGUCCGGAGAAUAUUCUUCUCGAUCGCAACCGAAUCAAGCUAUCAGACUUUGACUGUACAGCCAAAAUUGGAACACCUCACGAAGCUUGUCUAGCUCCAUAUGGCAGAUUGCUAAACGACAGCGAGGUGGAGUAUGGCAGCCGUGGAUCCUCCGGCUCGUUAGGUCCCCGGACGGAGCAGUUUGCCCUCGGCUCCUUGUACUAUCUAAUCAACUAUGGCUUCGAGGUGUACGGGGACCGAUGUCUUACUGAAGAUCCUUACGAGCAUGGGCCAAAGACCGUGGAGCUACUACAGAACAUGGAGUUUCCAAAAUUAGAUCGCGACCCGGCAAUCGACAGGAUCAUCGACAAAUGUUGGCACAAUAGAUAUGCCACGGUUUCAGAGCUAGCCGCAGAGACAAAAGCAAUUCUGGAUGAAGGAGCCGACAACGAGGCAACAACAACAGAGUUCCAUCAUUCAAACACCCGUGAUGACGAGGAUCAACACCUCUUUGGAGGGGAAUUCCUUUCGAAGAAAGAUUUCUGCCAGCAUCUGGCGAAACGUGGACUUCUUGACCUGCUUUCUUCGGGUGAGCCUGGGCAACUCGGAUUCACCCUCGCAUGGUAUCGGCACUGUCUCUCAAAUGUACCAUCCAACAAUGCGUCAUAA